AAGAUUUUCAUGGAUGAAAAUCAAAACGUUUUAGGCAUCCCCCAGGAAAAUAUAUCUGGAUCCCUGGACUUUGGGGUGUGUUUUGUUUUAAUCUAGCGAGCAAAUAAUCAACAGAAAAAUUCCUGGGAAUUUCCUAUUGGUGCAGCGUGUCUUUUUUUUUUUUUUUUUUUCUUUUUUUCCCCCCUUUUCUCUCCUUUUUUUUUUCCAGUGUUGGAAAAUAAUUUUAGCACUUUCAAGACAAUGGAAUGAUGGCCUUCCUUUUGGCAUGCUCUUCUGGAAUGGGACUUCAAACUGGACAAGUCUUGGUCAUUUCCUUGUGUUGAGACAUGAGAUCUUCAGCUUCCAGAUUGUCCAGCUUCUCCUCAAGGGAUUCAUUAUGGAAUCGGAUCAUGCCGGACCAGAUCACUGUGUCGGAGUUUAUUGUUGAGACGACGGAAGAUUACAAUUCCCCAACGACGUCCAGUUUUACCACCCGGCUACAGAACUGCAGGAACACCGUCACGCUGCUAGAAGAGGCUUUAGAUCAGGACAGAACUGCACUACAAAAAGUGAAAAAAUCUGUAAAAGCAAUAUAUAAUUCUGGGCAAGAACAUAGCCAAAAUGAAGAAAGCUAUGCACAAGUGCUAGAUAAAUUUGGAAGUAAUUUCUUAAGUAGAGAUAAUCCAGACCUGGGCACUGCUUUUGUAAAAUUUUCCACGCUAACUAAGGAAUUGUCAACACUGCUUAAAAAUCUGCUGCAAGGCUUGAGCCAUAAUGUUAUCUUCACCUUGGACUCCCUGUUGAAAGGGGAUUUGAAAGGAAUUAAAGGGGAUCUCAAAAAGCCGUUUGAUAAAGCCUGGAAGGAUUAUGAGACCAAAUUCACGAAAAUUGAAAAGGAAAAAAGGGAACAUGCCAAACAACAUGGGAUGAUACGAACAGAGAUUACUGGGGCCGAGAUAGCAGAAGAAAUGGAGAAAGAGAGAAGGCUGUUUCAGCUCCAGAUGUGUGAAUAUCUCAUUAAGGUUAAUGAAAUCAAGACGAAAAAGGGUGUGGACCUUUUACAAAAUCUUAUUAAGUAUUAUCAUGCACAAUGCAAUUUCUUUCAAGACGGCUUGAAGACAGCUGAUAAACUCAAACAGUACAUUGAAAAGCUAGCUGCUGAUUUAUAUAACAUAAAACAAACACAAGAUGAAGAAAAGAAGCAACUUACUGCGUUGAGGGACUUGAUAAAAUCCUCAUUACAACUUGACCAAAAAGAGGAUUCACAGAGCCGGCAAGGAGGAUAUAGCAUGCAUCAACUUCAGGGAAAUAAAGAAUAUGGCAGUGAAAAGAAAGGAUACCUUUUAAAGAAAAGUGAUGGCAUACGGAAAGUUUGGCAGAGAAGAAAAUGCACAGUUAAAAAUGGCAUCCUGACCAUUUCCCAUGCAACUUCAAACAGGCAACCUGCUAAAUUAAACCUGCUUACAUGCCAAGUGAAACCAAACGCCGAAGACAAGAAAUCAUUUGACCUGAUAUCACAUAACAGAACGUACCAUUUUCAGGCAGAAGAUGAGCAGGAUUAUGUCGCGUGGAUAUCAGUACUGACCAACAGCAAAGAAGAAGCUUUAAAUAUGGCCUUCCGUGGAGAACAGAGCACAGGGGAGAACAGUCUAGAAGAUCUUACAAAAGCCAUCAUCGAUGACAUUCAGAGAUUGGCUGGAAAUGAUGUCUGUUGUGACUGCGGAUCACCAGAUCCAACUUGGCUUUCUACUAACCUGGGCAUUUUAACCUGUAUAGAAUGUUCCGGAAUACACAGAGAAAUGGGUGUUCAUAUUUCUCGAAUCCAAUCUUUAGAACUGGACAAAUUAGGAACAUCCGAACUCUUGCUGGCCAAGAAUCUAGGAAAUAAUAGUUUUAAUGACAUUAUGGAGGGAAACUUACCGACGCCGUCUCCAAAACCCACUCCAUCAAGUGAUAUGACUGCCCGCAAAGAAUUUAUUACUGCUAAAUACGUUGAUCAUAAGUUCUCCAGAAAGACCUGUGCGUCGGCAGCGGCUAAACUGAAUGAACUGCUAGAGGCUGUUAGAUCCAAGGAUUUACUUGCACUACUUCAAGUCUAUGCAGAAGGAGUUGAACUAAUGGAACCACUCUUAGAGCCUGGACAGGAGCCAGGUGAAACUGCUCUUCAUUUAGCAGUCCGGACUGCUGAUCACACCACACUCCAUCUGAUCGACUUCCUUGUACAAAACUGUGGAAACCUGGAUAAGCAAACAGUGUUGGGGAAUACAGUUCUACAUUAUUGCAGUAUAUAUAACAAACCAGAGUGUUUGAAGUUGGUUUUGAAGGGGAAGCCAACUUUGCAUAUAGUAAAUCAAGCUGGCGAAACUCCCCUGGACACAGCAAAGAGACUGAAAGCUAUCCAGUGUGAAGAUCUGCUUUCCCAGGCCAAAGUGGGGAAACUAAAUCCGCACGUUCACGUCGAAUACGAGUGGAAUCUUCGGCAGGAAGAAAUGGAUGAAAGUGACGAUGACCUGGAUGACAAGCCUAGUCCGAUUAAGAAAGAACGCUCUCCGAGACCGCAGAGUUUUUGUCAUUCUUCCAGUAUUUCUCCUCAAGACAAAAUGGCUCUUCCCGGUUUUAGCACUCCACGAGACAAACAGAGACUGUCCUAUGGCGCCUUCCCACAUCAGAUUUUUCUCUCUGCCAGCAUCGACUCUGCCACUUCACCAACAACUGUAGAUGGGCCCCCACUUCCUCCAAGAAAUGCUGGAAAAGGUCCAACAUGCCCUCCUUCAACUCUCCCAUUAAGCACUCCAGCCUCUAGUGGCAGCUCCACCCUGUCUAAGAAGAAGCCCCCUCCCCCACCCCCUGGACACAAAAGAACCCUAUCAGACCCACCCAGCCCACAACCACAUGGGCCCCAGAAUAAGGCCCAAAUGUCUUGGGGUAAUGAUCUGGGUCCACCAGCCACCAAAACGGCAAAUAAGUUUGAAGGGAUGUCUCAACAGUCAAGCACCGGGACUGCUAAGACUGCCCUGGGCCCAAGAGUGCUUCCCAAACUACCUCAAAAAGUGGCAUUACGAAAAAUAGAAACGAUUCACCUUCCUUCACUAGACAAAUCCAGCCACCACUCGGAAAUCUUUCAAAAGUCGGCUUCUCUUUGUAUCGAUCUGCCCCAGAAGCCCCAGCCUGCAGAUUUAGCCCCCAAACCAGGAGAAUUGCCCCCCAAACCCCAACUGGGGGACCUGCCCCCCAAACCCCAACUAGCCGACUUACCUCCGAAACCGCAAAUGAAGGAUCUCCCUCCAAAGCCACAACUAGGAGAAACGUUGGCAAAAUCUCCUGGUGGGGAGCUAUCCCCCAGAUCUCAGCCUCCCGAGGCCAAUCAGAAAUCACCCAAUAUGGAUCUUUCCCCAAAGAUACAAUCGAAAGAGAUUGUCCAGAAACAAGCAUCUGAAGACUCUGGAGAUACGACCCCCGGAUCAGCUGAAACCCCUGUGCCACUUCCUAGAAAAAUAAACAUGGGAAAGAAUAAAGUCAGGAGGGUGAAGACAAUCUACGAUUGCCAAGCAGAUAACGACGACGAGCUUACAUUUGUGGAAGGUGAAAUUAUAAUCGUAACAGGAGAGGAGGAUCAAGAGUGGUGGAUCGGCCACAUCGAAGGAAAGCCGGAACGGAAAGGGGUCUUCCCCGUCUCCUUCGUCCACAUUUUAUCAGACUAACUCCAGCCAGAAAUUUUGAGCAUUGCACAUCAUUCCUGCAAAGUCAGGCUUUAAGCACGAAGCAAGACAGCUGCUGCAUCCCUGCAAUUCUGUGCAUAAUUGUGGAUAUUGAUGUAUAUAUAUAUAACUGCUGUUAACGAGAAAUCGGUCCUGCCCGUACGAAGGGCUCGUCAUACCUGUAAUUGUAUAUAGAAGGUGUUCCUUUGCCAUUGCCAGUAUUAUGGUCAUUGUCGGAGCUGGCAUGCCUUAUUGGGUUGCUCAAGCCAUUCUUGGCAUCAAGCACUUAAAAAAAAAAAUUGUCUGUGUGUAUGAACUGCCAGCUUUCUAAAUAAACCGUUAGUCCCGUUCACUCCCAUUCAGCUGUACAGAAUUUACCAUCCCUAAUAAUACAUCAGUAUUCUCGGAAGUAGAUAGCUAGCAGCCUUUCUCUUCCCCCACCAAAGGAACGGCUGAUGUCCGUUGAUGGCUACCCCACCUGCACCGUGGACAGCUUGUGAAAUCCCCUUUCCUUGGUAUUCAUUUAGAAAUAUAUAUAUAUAUGUGUAUGUGUGUGUCUCCGAUGUAUCCAUCCGACGAACGGAAAUAUGCACUAAUGCUACAGGUACAACCGGUAGGAUUUUUACGGUGCAUAAGCCAACUGUUCAUGUUUGUAUUCUGUAACUUUGGUCUUUUACCUCACUGGGCUCCAUCUCAAAAGUCUUCAAUAAAAAAUUAUUCCGUCUCGCAAAGGAAACCACGCAAGAUUCCUGGCUGUAGGUUUUUUUUUUUCAGGGUCUCCGUAUAAAAGUACAUUCCUGCAUGCAUGGCUUCUUCAUAUCUCUGCUUAUAGUCUCUGUUCAGGCAAACAAGCUUUGUCAGCUUUUGUCUCUUCGGUUUCAAGUAGGGCAGCUUCGGGGAGUGAUCUCUUUUACCACCCCGAUCGAAAUAUCAGCUGAUCGGAGUUUUAGCUGGCGAGCUAAUUUGUUCAUUAAGCUAUGGGGAGAUUUCAAACCUUCCUUCCACCGAAGCCGUACCGUAUUCGAGUCACAGUAUCGUUCUCGUAUUACUGCCUGGAGAAAUCAAAAUCAUUAGCGAAACAAUUUUUUUUUAAAAAAAAUACCCUUUCCUGAAAAAUAGCAGCUGUGAAGAGAAGCCACGAGAACAUCUGGAAGUAGUUUUCUUCCCUGAAUUGAAGAAUGCCAAGAGUCUGGCCGCCACAAAGUUUAAUAAUAAUAAUAAUAUAGGGAGGACCUGUUUGGACAUGUGAUUAUUAGACUGCUAAAAUAUCAUGACUGCAGCUUCAAUUCAUUCGGUUUUUUUUUCUAAUCAAGGUAGUAAGGACAUAUUCCUUUUAGCUACAUAUUUAUUUGUUAAGAUUGUGCAUGCUUCAGACACGAUUUGGGAGAAGGCUUUGGGCUUUUGCGCAACGACCACACCUCUCUGCUACACAAUCAGGUUGUCUCUGAGAUUUCUGCAAGACCCUGAAAGAAAAGUGCCACUCCUUGCAAUUUAAGGAGCUGGUCCCUUAAAGCAACAGUACAUUAUUAUGACGAUGAUGAUUUUUACAAAUUUGCAUGGAAGCCUACAAAAGAUGUCUGAUAAACAGCAGAGAAUUGCUGGGCCAAAGGACUUCUGCCUAAACAUUUUCAGAACAGAUAAAUAUGGCUUUUGGGAGGGAGAAAUGGGUAGAGCUAGUGUGUCGUAUCACAUUUUGCCAUUUCACUGGGCAGAAACUGGUUAAAAAAAAAGCUAUUUUGCCAAAAGACCAAGUUUCAUUUCCUCCAGAGCAGUCUGUUGAAAUUCCAUCUCAAAACAAUGCAUUUCACUCCAAGCAUGAGCUCCAAUUAAUUGCACGUUAAAUCAAAUAAACAUUAAGUAAGAGUUUUACAAAUCAUCCAUAGCCAAAGCCAUAUGGGCUUAUUUAUUUAUUUUUUAAAACAAUGUUUAUUUGAGUGGUUAACAUGCAAAAAAAAACCACAAUCAGUUUAAGAACUCAACAUAAAAGAAAGCAAAGCAAUUAUUUAGCUCUUAUUGGAAAGUGGCUUUUCAAAGCAUUGCUUCUUCCAGGUCACGGACGUUUUUUGUUCAAAGGUAUCAGAUGAAAGAGUGAGCCUGCUUGCUAAUGUCAGUGUUUUUAAUAAAGUAAAUUAAAUUAAGUUUAAUAAACUUAAUGCUGUUUAUACAAACGCUAGAACAAGAACAAGUUAGCACUCCAUAUUGCUCGUUAAAUGUCCUUCCAGUCCAUUAAAGGGGAAAACUCAUCCACUUUCUCAAUUGUCUUUUAAAACAAACUCAAAAUCCAUGUUUAAAAAAAAAAAAAGAAGAUAAAAGCAAACCUAUAAAGAUGUGUAAAAUGAUGUAGAGUCAAAUGUCUAUUAUUUUGUAAGCUUUUUGAAGUAGCAUAUGGAUUUUUUAAAAUAAAAUUUGAGUUCCAUCCGGAACCCAAGAGCUGACUUCUUUGAUUUAGAAUCCAUAUAGGAUAAUUAAGAUGCAAUGUAUGAUAUAUAUAAGGCUGAGUUUUAAGUACAAGGUUCUAUUUAAACUCUAGGGCCACUUAUCUGCAAUUUUGUACAUUUCAUGAUAUAUUUGGAAAGCUUGCUUGCUUUUUGAGUUUUGUUUUGGUCUUUUUUUUCCCCCAGGGAGGGAAGUAUGUUCUGGAAAAUGAUGUGUUAUCUUACUGUUGAACAGCAAUUGCUAUUUAUUUUUUUAUGACAUACUGCAACCACCUGUAGAAGAAAAAAAAAAUCUUAUUGUACUCUAGAUCAGGAGUCUCCAACCUUGGCAACUUGAAGCCUGGCGGACUUCAAUUCCCAGAAUUCCCCAUCCAGCAAAGCAAAGCUGGCUGGGGAAUUCUGGGAGUUGAAGUCCGCAGGCUUCAAGUUGCCAAGGUUGGAGGCCUCUGCUCUAGAUGAUACUGAAAUCUCCCUUGAAUGUUACACUCCUCCUCCAUCAGUACACUUGUUUCCUUUAUGUGUUUAAUGUGACCGUUUGAGUACUGUAUGUGUUAAUUUCUACUUUUUUAAUAUUUAAAAUUGCUUUUAAAUAAAUGUAUUCCGUUGA
This is a messenger RNA of Pantherophis guttatus, 6719 nucleotides long. It is a transcript of the gene ASAP1, whose product is annotated as ArfGAP with SH3 domain, ankyrin repeat and PH domain 1. Gene Ontology annotation, cellular component: cytoplasm; podosome. Gene Ontology annotation, biological process: positive regulation of membrane tubulation; positive regulation of GTPase activity; cilium assembly. The record is from RefSeq and is a predicted model, not a curated record. NCBI's taxonomy places the organism in Eukaryota, Metazoa, Chordata, Lepidosauria, Squamata, Colubridae. Gene Ontology annotation, molecular function: GTPase activator activity; protein binding.